CCUGGAAUAAAAUUGUCAACAAUAAUUCUAGAGCUAUUGCUUUGAUGUACUUCAAGGAGUCAUGUAACAUUGUGUUCCUCCAACCAGACUUUCAAAACCGAGUGAGAGUCUCCAUUGACUGCAGAAAAUUACAUCUUAGUCCUCUAAAGAAAGAGGACGCUGGCAGAUACACUGCAGGAAUUGUUUUACCAAAUAAAAAGUCAGUGGAUGAGUCCUUUGGUCUGCAGGUUUUGCUACGUUUGGUGGACUCUGAUCUGAAAGUGACCUGCACUCCUGAGGGGACUGGAAUCAGAACCUGGCAGCUGAAUUGCUCUACAGGGACCUGGGAAGACAGAGUGAACAUCAGAUGGACUUCAUCUGCCCAGAGCACAGGUCCUACUCCUGGGAGUUCUGUGAUCCAGUUUGUCUCCCUUGACCUCAAUGCAACAUGCACAGCAGAAAACCCUGUUAGCCAGGCAUCCAGGACGGUCUCCUUAAAGCAAGUUUGUGCAGGUCAGACCAAGAACUUCUACAGGCUGCCUCUCUGGGCCCUGCUGUGCCUUAGCAAAGUAGGAAGUCUUCUCCUUCUUGGCUGUUUGGGACUCAUUCUGGUGAUGAAAACCAAGAAAGCAGUUGGAGGAGAGAGGCUUCGAGUCCGAUACCUGCCAGAGGAACCCAUCACCACUACCCAAGACGUCCAGAGAGGUCCAGACGUCCUCUCCAGAAGAAGACAGGGACCAAUUGCCUGUGUAUCUUGUCCUGGCCAGUCCGAGUUCGGAUCCAACCCUCCAGGCACCAACUCCACCCUCCAGGCGUACGUCCACCAGCUGCCCUCCAUGGAGCAGGAACUGGACAUUUCCUGA
This is a messenger RNA of Ahaetulla prasina, 842 nucleotides long. Its product is annotated as T-lymphocyte surface antigen Ly-9-like. The coding region runs from base 45 to 842 and encodes 265 amino acids. NCBI's taxonomy places the organism in Eukaryota, Metazoa, Chordata, Lepidosauria, Squamata, Colubridae. The transcript is spliced from 5 exons. The record is from RefSeq and is a predicted model, not a curated record.